GUCCUUCGUGUCGCUGUUGCUGAGAAGGUGGAGGUGCUGCACCUCCUUCAUUGUCUGAGUAAAGGCACCGGGAGUGGAUCCACCACUCGGUUCAAUGUAAUCCCGUCUCUCCAGGGUUCUCACUCACUCAGUCGUCCGCCAUGGCGACCGCAAAAAGCCUCCUGUCCUGUCUCAUGAGCAACAUCUAGGACUCACUGCGGGGCUGCGUUUCUUUCUGUGCGGACGGGUGGACGUGGAUGUAAUAUCUCAUUCCAUCUGGGAGAUAGAUACGAGUGGACGAGCCCGCAUUUCGACAGAAGAGGCUGGACAGUGAGCAGUGCAGUGCACGAUGGCAGAGCCAGACCCAGAGCCAAUAGCGUCUGGAGCAGGGCAGCGCCUCGGAGCCCCAGAGACUCUUGGCAUCAGUACGUUGGACCCGGGGCACAGACCUCCAGCCAUGCCCCCUGGACGCCAGGUCACCAUCAGGGUCCGCAUGUUGGACGACACAGAGGAGCUCUUUGACAUCUCGCAAAAAGCCUCAGGCAAAGUGCUGUUUGACCUGGUGUGUUCUCAUAUGAACCUCAUUGAGGGGGACUACUUUGGCCUGGAGUUUCAGAAUCAUCAAAAGAUGGUGGUUUGGUUAGAUCAUAUCAAGCCCAUUAUCAAGCAACUCAGACGGCCAAAGCACACGAUCCUGAGGUUCUCUGUGAAGUUCUUUCCUCCAGAUCAUGCCCAGCUUCUGGAGGAGCUGACAAGGUACUUGUUUGCCCUCCAGAUCAAACAGGAUCUUUCCGGCGGUCGUCUGACAUGCAAUGACAGCAGUGCAGCACUCAUGGUCUCCCAUAUUAUCCAGUCUGAGAUCGGGGACUUUGAGGAGAGUCAGUGCCGGUCACACCUCCUCAAUAACAACUACAUCCCAGACCAAAUGCCCCUGAUUGACAAGAUCAUGGAGUUUCACUCAAAGAAUAUAGGUCACACACCAGCAGAAUCAGACUAUCAGUUACUCGAAGUGGCUCGCAGGCUGGAGAUGUACGGGAUUCGCCUUCACCCCGCCAAGGACCGUGAAGGCACGAGGCUGAGCCUGGCUGUAGCACACACUGGUGUUCUGGUCUUUCAGGGUCACACUAAGAUUAACGCUUUCAACUGGGCUAAAGUGCGUAAACUAAGCUUCAAGAGGAAACGGUUUCUCAUCAAACUGAGGCCAGAUCUAAAUAGUUCAUAUCAGGACACGUUGGAGUUUCUGAUGGCCAGCAGGGACUGUUGUAAAGUCUUCUGGAAGAUCUGUGUCGAAUAUCAUGCCUUCUUCCGCCUCUUUGAGGAGCCUAAGCCCAAACCCAAGCCUGUUCUCUUCUCACGAGGCUCCUCCUUCAGAUUUAGCGGUCGCACACAGAAGCAGGUGAUUGAUUACGUGAGGGAGUCUGAGUUUAAGAAGAUCCCAUUUGAAAGGAAACACAGCCGGGUCCAGCGUAACAGUCGAGUCCAACACAACAGCCGCUUGUCGCCGUUGCCUUCUCCACGCCACCAUGAAGUGCCAACAGAAAGUGGUGCUCCCGGGGAUAGAGUUAGAGACUCUUCUCCUCGGUGUCAUUGGAAGGAGUCGGUGCUGGUGAGCGCUGAAGACCCCUCAGCCUCACGAACAACCAGAGCGAGCCCAUACCACCAGAGGAACGGCCACGAGGACAGACCCGGACCAGGAUCCAGGAUUGAGGAGACAAGAUGCUCACCACGACAGACUCACCCAGAACCUCCAAGUACAGGUGUGGUCCCCAACAGUCCUCACCUGUCCGGACUUUCCCAUGGUAUGGUCAACGGUCAGAAGUCACUGGAGCUGUGCAGUCACAGCCCUGAUGGACGCCAGCCUUCCCCCCUCACCAGCCCGCUGCUCAACGACGCCUGCAGCAUUCGCACCGACGAUGAAGACGAUGUCCGGAGGAAGAGGUUUCCAACAGAUCGGGCCUACUUCAUUGCCAAGGAGCUGCUGACCACAGAAAGGACAUAUGUGAAGGACCUGGAGGUGAUAACUGUGUCUUUUCAGAGUGCUGUAGGACAGGACGAGGCGACACCAGACUCUCUGAAAACCACCAUCUUCUCCACUUUUGAGCCUCUACACAAGUUCCACACAGGUUUUCUCAGGGAGGUGGAACAGAGGCUCGCUCUGUGGGAAGGACGUUCUAAUGCUCAUAUUAAAGGAGACUACCAGCGCAUUGGAGAUGUCAUGUUGAAGAACCUUCAAGACUUAAAGCCUCUGACAACAAACCUGCAUAAACAGUCUGAGGUUCUAGUGGAGCUGGAGAAGGCGUGCAGGUUGUCACGUAGGUUGGAGGGUCUCUGCAGGGACUUUGAGCUCCAGAAGGUCUGCUACAUCCCCUUCAAUGUCUUCAUUCUAAGGCCCUUGCAUCGACUCAUUCACUACAAGCAGAUCCUGGAGCGGCUGUGUAAACACUACCCAGCUACUCAUGUGGACUUCAGAGACUCCAGAGCUGCUCUGGCAGACGUAUCUGAAGUAGUGGACCAGCUCCAGGGAAGCAUAAUCAAGAUGGAGAAUUUCCAGAAACUUUUAGAACUGAAGAAGGAUUUAAUUGGCGUCGACAAUCUUGUUGUUCCUGGUCGGGAGUUCAUCAGGUUAGGCUGCCUCAGCAAACUAUCUGGAAAAGGACUUCAGCAACGAAUGUUUUUCCUGUUCAAUGACGUCAUUUUGUACACAAGUCGAGGGAUGACAGCGACGAAUCAGUUCAAAGUGCACGGGCAGCUGCCGCUUCAGGGCAUGACAAUCAGAGAGAGUGAAGAUGAGUGGGGUGUGCCUCACGCCUUCACAUUGGUUGGACAGCAACAGUCGGUGGUGGUGGCAGCAAGUUCUUUGACUGAAAUGGAAAAGUGGAUGGAAGACAUAAAGGUGGCGAUAGAAAUGGCAAAAACCAGUAAUGGGCCUUCAUCAGACCUGUUGACCAGUAACAUGACCGACAACAAAUGCCUUGAGGACUCCUCGGUGGAGGCCGAGUCUGAGGACGACACCACAGCGUCGCACGCCUCCACGGAAAGGCCGGCCCCUCACCGUGGUAACACCAUGGUGCACGUGUGCUGGCACAGGAACACCAGUGUGUCCAUGGUGGACUUUAGCAUAGCUGUGGAGAACCAACUGUCAGGAAACUUACUGAGGAAAUUCAAGAACAGCAACGGCUGGCAGAAGCUCUGGGUGGUCUUCACCAACUUCAGCUUGUUUUUUUACAAGUCUCACCAGGAUGAUUAUCCACUGGCUAGCCUUCCUCUGCUCGGGUACUCAGUCACCAUCCCCUCAGAGUCUGAAAACAUCCACAAGGACUACGUCUUCAAACUGCAUUUUAAAUCCCACGUGUACUAUUUCCGAUCAGAGAGUGAAUACACUUUUGAGAGGUGGAUGGAGGUGAUCCGCAGUGCAACAGUCCCCUCCAGUCGCUCCCGUGUCCUGAACAGCAAAGAGUCCCAUCCUCACUGAGUCGACUCACCUGUUUUCCACAUGUUCUUGGGUGGCAUCUGCCCUUCUCUACCCUGGACUCUUUGCUUUUCUUUUCUACACAUAUCUGGGACAUUUGUACAUGUGUCCAUGCACAUUUGGUGCUUUUUAAUGCUUUAAUGGUGACAUGUCCGCUGGUUUAGACUGCAUCAGAGACUGCAUUUUUUGGCAUUUUUACUCAACUCUGAAACCUCUUUUUAAGGAUGUCAUUUUAUACUGUUUUCUAAUGGUCUGAACCACUUCCUAUCUUUCUGGUUUUACAUUUUGUCAUUGGUUGUUUUUACAGCAGAAACAUGUUAAUAUAGAUCUUCAGUAUUCUUUCGUAGAUGGUUAAGCUGUCACCGCAUUGUCACAGAAUUUUUGUCUACUCGUUCAUUUUAUUGAAAAUGGCUGCUUUGAAAAUGUCCCGCAACUUCAGUGCCAAACAAAAUUUAUAUUCAGCAUCCUGAACUUUGUAAUGCAGUUUUGUCACAGUGGUGAUAAGGAGUUUAUCCUUAUGCCAUGAAAUUUUAAAUCAUGUAUAAAAGGCCACCCUUUAAAGGAAGAAGCUCUGGCCCAGCACAAUGUGUUAUUGUCAAAAGAGAAAGAAUCUAUGAAAUUAUUUUGUUGUAUUAUUGACGUAAUCCUAGAUUUGAUCACAAUGUGGCCUGGGUAGCUGCCAUCACCACUAAUGACAUUUCAAGUGAAGUAAAUAUUCCUAUUUGUUGUAUCUUUCUUGUAUGAAUACUUAUCAGUUUCCCUUUAUUUCUAAGUUAAGUUCCCCUUAAACUGUAUGAGAAAAUGUGAGACAUGCUCAUAAUCAUUGUAUUAUGAAGGUAACUGUAAUUGAAAGCUUUAAAGAUUAUGUGUGAAACAAAAUAGAAACUUUCAGUUCCAAGCCGCUGCCCUCACUGAACUAGGCUGCUUCCCAUAUACAGAUACUAGAUCUUUUUAUGGGUCUAAAUGAAUGGAAAUAUGCAUUUGACAGGGUUUUGCAGUGAAGCAUAUGAGAUGGAAAACCUCAGUUCUGCUUAGAAUUGCAGCUUUUCCAGACAACAGAGAGCUCUUUGGAAAUGAAAGCAAUAAAAAAAAACUUACUCCAAGUUA
Sphaeramia orbicularis (orbiculate cardinalfish) is the source of this 4555-nucleotide messenger RNA. RefSeq names its product FERM, ARHGEF and pleckstrin domain-containing protein 1-like. Bases 329 to 3451 code for a protein of 1040 amino acids. NCBI's taxonomy places the organism in Eukaryota, Metazoa, Chordata, Actinopteri, Kurtiformes, Apogonidae. Gene Ontology annotation, cellular component: cytoskeleton. The transcript is spliced from 27 exons. Gene Ontology annotation, molecular function: cytoskeletal protein binding; guanyl-nucleotide exchange factor activity. The record is from RefSeq and is a predicted model, not a curated record.